GCAUGACUUCAGGUUAGCCAGCAGUUUUGCUUUAUCUUUCAUAUUCUGUUUGGUGAGCAAUUUAUUUUUGAGAUAGAGAUUUCAAAAUAUAGCCGGUGUCUUCAGCUUUAUAAAUAAUACAGUUUAGACUACAGGAGCUUUCAUAUUAUAGCCACAUGCAUCAAUAACCAAAGUCCAUGUUGCAACAAAAACAAACAAUUAAAACAAGAACAAAAUCAAAACAUGUGGCUCUCCUGUGUUGGGAAAUAUAUCGAGCUUGUUCAGUGUGACUCUGUGGGCCAACAGGAAACUCUGCUUUAUGUAUGGAGUCAUGUCAGCAGGCUGUCAGGUCGUGAAUACAGCAGGGAGUUGACAGCGAUUUGAGCUCCAGUUGACGAUGAAGUACAGAGGGAGCAGAAACUCAUGAGAAGAGAGGGAGAGAACAAGGUCAGGAGGGAAAGUUUGCAGAGGAGGCAGAAAUCAACAAGUUACGAAGAUGCAGAACUUGCAGAUGAGUUUUGCCUGUUCAUUUAUCCUUUGCUGCAUCUGUUUGACUGAGUCCCGACAGUUGAAGUUUGUUGUUGCUGUGUUCCGACAUGGUGAUCGAUCGCCUAUUGAGUCAUACCCCAGGGAUCCACAUGGGGAGGGAGUGUGGGCUCAGGGCUUUGGACAGCUCACAGAGCUGGGCAUGAAGCAGCAGUUUGAGCUUGGAAGAUUUCUACGGAGGCGUUAUGGAAACUUUCUCAGUGAAGAUUACGACAACAAAGAGUUAUAUGUUCGGAGCACUGACUACGACCGUACUUUGAUGAGCGCCCAAGCCUGCCUUGCUGGGAUGUAUCUCCCAGCCAGACGCCAGCCUCCCAUCAUGCCCCAGUUACUGUGGCGGCCGAUUCCAGUGCACACCAUCCCCAGAGCCCAAGACAAGCUGUUGAGAUCUCCAGGGAAAGACUGUUCAAAGUUCAGGGCACUAAUGACAGAUACCUUUGAGAGUGUUCCCUACCAGAGGUUCCUCCGGGCUCACCAGUACUUUGUGGAAGGUCUCUCCAACCACACUGGCUACCCUGUGUCCAAGCUGGUUGGUAAAAAAAUAUGGAGGGUCUAUGACACCCUCACCUGUCAGAGGAUUCAUAACUUAACUCUCCCACAAUGGGCCACCCAAGAUGUCCUGGAAACCUUAAAGGGAAUAGCAACCUUUGAGGUCAAAUACAGCAUUCUCAGUCACAAGCGGAAAGAGAAGGCCAAGCUCUCGGGAGGGGUCCUACUAAACGCCAUCUUGAGGAAUUUCUCUGAUGCUGUGGAGCAAGGAAAAACUCUCAAAUUCAUUAUCUACUCUGCUCAUGACUCUACACUCAUCACCCUCCAGGCAGCUCUGGACGUGUACAACGGGCUUCUUCCUCCCUACGCUGCCUGUCAACUCUUUGAGUUCUACCAGGAGUAUGAUGGAUCCUAUUCACUGGCACUUUAUUAUCGCAAUGAAUCCUGGCGUGACCCCUACCCCAUCCCGGUGCCAGGAUGCAACGGGUUGAACCCCUGCCCUUUGUCGCUGUUCACUGAGCUGGUGCAGGACGUAAUGACAGAUGAAUGGGAGGUUGAAUGCGGGUUUAGGACAAAGUGGUCGAGCACAGGUAUCAUCACAGCACUUGCAGUGGCAGUGGGACUCCUGGCAGUGGCACUGCUGUUCAGUAUAGGGAUGGCCAUCCACAGGCGGAGGACAAACUACUCUAGGGGCGUGUAGUGUAAACGAUUACCACACAAGUGUAAAAAUUACAUAACUAUGCAUCGUCAAAGUGGAAACACUUCUCAUAAUCAUGUACUAUAUAUAUUAUGAAUCAGUUUAAUAUUUGGAUUUUGUGUGGAAAGUUUAGGAGGUCUUUUCUUCUUUGAAUUUUGUGUGUAUGAUUUCAAUAUUCACAAAAGUGAUCUUAAAGCAAGAAAUAAGAUGUAUUACAAAUUGACAGAAAUUGUAACAGGCAUCAAUUAAAUUUAUUUGAUUCACUCUUGA
Melanotaenia boesemani (Boeseman's rainbowfish) is the source of this 1981-nucleotide messenger RNA. Its product is annotated as testicular acid phosphatase homolog. Gene Ontology annotation, cellular component: postsynaptic membrane; lysosome. Gene Ontology annotation, biological process: peptidyl-tyrosine dephosphorylation involved in inactivation of protein kinase activity; negative regulation of ERBB4 signaling pathway; regulation of neuronal synaptic plasticity. Gene Ontology annotation, molecular function: acid phosphatase activity; receptor tyrosine kinase binding; protein tyrosine phosphatase activity. Bases 476 to 1714 code for a protein of 412 amino acids. The transcript is spliced from 13 exons. Lineage: Eukaryota; Metazoa; Chordata; Actinopteri; Atheriniformes; Melanotaeniidae. The record is from RefSeq and is a predicted model, not a curated record.